Molecule: messenger RNA, 1428 nt
Organism: Belonocnema kinseyi
Lineage: Eukaryota; Metazoa; Arthropoda; Insecta; Hymenoptera; Cynipidae
Product: odorant receptor Or1-like
Exons: 8
Coding region: 1-1392 (463 amino acids)
Biological process (GO): sensory perception of smell; detection of chemical stimulus involved in sensory perception of smell
Cellular component (GO): plasma membrane
Molecular function (GO): olfactory receptor activity; odorant binding
Source: RefSeq, a predicted model, not a curated record
AUGUUGCAAUCUACUUCCGCUUCCUCCACCUGCCAAUCAAUUGAAUCUCAGUCGAACCAUCAGCAUAAUAAGAUACUCUCAAGAUCGGACCAUAAUCAUAAGAAGAAAAUUGUUCCACGAACAAUGGAAUAUGUCUAUGCCCCGGAAGAAGCUUUUGUCACGACCAUAGCAACAUUCACUUUAUUCGGUCUUUGGCCUUCUGCAGUAAAACAUCCAAUACUAAGUAUUGCUUACAGAAUCUAUGGAUUUAUUUACCAGCUAUUAUAUAUCAUUUCGCUUCUUCCGACACAACUUAUCAAUAUUUAUAUAAUGCGGGGCAAUCUGCAAAAAUUGGUCGAAAGUUCCUUUUUUACACUAACAUGUGCUGGAUAUGCAACCAAAUUAUUUUUAAAAAAGGAACAUCUGGCGGUGUUGAAAUCUUCAAAUAAUACUGCAGAAUUGAACUCUAUGGUUUAUCUUGCAUUGUGCCUGUUCACUUGUAUGUGGUGGAUCAUGUAUCCUUUUGUGGAUAGCAAACAGGAAAAAGUGUUACUCUUUGCAGCAUGGUAUCCUUUCGACACAUCAAAAAAAUCAAUUUAUGGUUACACAUACGCCUUUCAAACAUUAUUAUUAUUAACAACAGCUUCUAUGGCUUCGAUGAUGGACAUGCUGGUCACCAAUUUUUACGUGCUGAUGGUGGGGCAAAUAGAAAUAUUAAAGCAAGACUUUAGAUCAAUUGCAGAUACUGUUGUGAUCGGCAAACUGUCCAAUGCAAAAUUUUCGGACGGAACAGAAACCAAUAAUGAAAAAUUAACGUCUGGCCAAGAAGGAAGGACUCACUUAGUUUCUCAAACAAAAUUGCAACGUCUGAAACAUCUGAGUGCCAUAAACCCAUCAAAGUUUUCAUUCUCUGAAGCAGAAUACUUUGAGAAAAGUUUACAAGAACGCAUUAUACACUGUGCCGAACAUUACGAAGCAAUUUAUACCUUCGUUAAUGACGUAACUCAAUUGUUCCAAAUUGGAAUUGUUGCCCAAAUUUGCGCAAGCAGUAUCGUCAUAUGCGUAACAUGUUUCGAAUUGACAUCGCUCUCACCGUGUACGUUGCAAUUUUAUGUUAUGCUGCAAUAUCAAAUUUGCAUGCUUACCCAAAUAUUUAUUUAUACCUGGCGAGGAAACGACAUUAUUGUUAAGACUUCUGAGCUGCAGAAUGCAAUAUACGAUUGUGCGUGGCCGUCAAUACCAGAGAAAGAAUUUAGAAAAUCGUUGUGCAUCAUAAUGACACGACUACAGAAAUCAGUACAACUGCGCGUUGGAAACUUUUUUUUAUUAUCAGUUGACACCUUUUUUAACAUUUUAAGAUCAGCCUACUCAUUCUACAUUCUUCUUAAACAAAUCCACGCUACGGAUACUUGAAAUACUUAUUAUCCAGGAAUUAUUUAUAAUAAUCCA